Messenger RNA from Podospora pseudocomata, 1776 nucleotides. RefSeq names its product Cytosolic Fe-S cluster assembly factor nar1 (gene NAR1). The record is from RefSeq and is a predicted model, not a curated record. Gene Ontology annotation, cellular component: cytosolic [4Fe-4S] assembly targeting complex. Bases 1 to 1776 code for a protein of 591 amino acids. Lineage: Eukaryota; Fungi; Ascomycota; Sordariomycetes; Sordariales; Podosporaceae. Gene Ontology annotation, biological process: iron-sulfur cluster assembly. The transcript has a single exon.
AUGUCAGCCAUCCUCUCUGCCGACGACCUGAACGAUUUCAUAUCCCCCGGCGUCGCUUGUAUAAAACCGAUCGAAACCCUUCCCACCGCGCCACCACCACAAGCUUCCGAAUCCCUCGAAUUCGAAGUCAUCCUCGACGGUCAGCAACCCUCUGCUUCACAACCCGCCGGCCCCGCGCAAAUAUCCCUCACCGACUGCCUAGCCUGCUCAGGCUGCGUAACCUCGGCCGAAGCCGUCCUCGUCUCCCUCCAAUCCCACAAUGAAGUCCUCUCCCUGCUGGACUCAGCCCCCAGCCUCGCCCUCUCCCAAGAUGGCACCACCAUAACCACCAACCUCGACGGAAACCCUUCCUCCAAACUCUUCGUCUGCUCUGUAUCCCCCCAAGUCCUCGCCUCCCUCGCCGCCGCGAUAGGAAACAACACCACCCAAUCCCAAGCAGCAAACAUGAUCACCCACCUCCUCUCCAACCCCUCCCUCGGCCUCCCCUCAGGCGGCAGACACAACAACGGCUUCACCUACAUCGUCUCCACCAACCGCGCCCGCGAAGCCUCCCUAGUCCUAGGCGCCGACGAAGUCAUCUCCUCCUCCUCCAACGACAUCAAAAAACCAGUCCUAACCUCCAGCUGCCCAGGCUGGGUCUGCUACGCCGAAAAGACCCACCCCUACGUCCUCCCCUACCUCUCAAAAGUCAAAUCCCCCCAGGCCCUCACCGGCACCCUCCUCAAAACAACCCUCUCCAAAACCCUCAACAUCUCCCCAGACAGGAUAUGGCACCUCUCCAUAAUGCCCUGCUUCGACAAGAAGCUCGAGGCCAGCCGGGAAGAGCUCACCGAUGCCGUCUGGAACAACACCUCCAACAACCCAGCCACAGCCACAACUCAAAAAGGAAUCAGAGACGUCGACUGCGUAAUCACCACCAAAGAAAUCCUCAUGCUCGCCGAAUCACGCAACAUCAAUUUCUUCUCUCUACCUACAACCCCCCUCCCCCAGACCACGCCCUUCCCUCACAAAACCAUGGGCGAUUUCCUUUUGCCUUUUUCCGCCCCGGGGAAGAAAAACGAACAGCAAUCCCUUUCUGCGGGCACCUCCGGUGGAAAUCUUCAUUACAUCCUCCACACCCUCCUCUCCCAAAACCCCGGUUCAACUUUGACCACCACCCGAGGCCGCAACGCCGACGUAAUAGAGUACUCGAUUCUCUCCUCCUCGGGGGAACAAAUCUUCAAAGCCGCCCGCUACUACGGCUUCCGCAACAUCCAAAACCUCGUUCGGAAGCUCAAGCCCGCCAGACCUCCCCGCAUGCCUGGAGGAAAACCGUUUGGUUCAGCUCGACGACCUGGAAAGGCCGCGGGAGCCAGCAACGCGCUGGAUUUCUCCUAUGUCGAGGUGAUGGCGUGUCCGGGGGGUUGCACCAACGGUGGUGGACAGCUCAAGGUGGACGACCCGAUUGUCCUCGAGAGGAUGGGUUUUGGUGGGACCGAAAACAAACCUGGGCCGCAGGAGCAAAAGGCUUGGUUGGAGGUGGUGGAUGAGGCGUACUUUUCUGGUGAUGAUGAGGAGACAUCAUCAUCUGAAAGGACAUAUGAUGGCCUCGUGGUGGCUGGGAUAUCACCCGGUUAUGUUCGGGAUGUGCUGAGGGUGUGGUCGGAGCUGACGUCGGUGCCGGUGGAGAAGUUGGCGUAUACCACCUUUCGGGAGGUGGUUAGUGAUGUGGGAAAGACGCAGACUGACACUGAACGGGUGGUUCAGUUGGCGGGGAAGAUUGGUGGUGGUUGGUAG